This is a messenger RNA of Quercus lobata, 1071 nucleotides long. RefSeq names its product GTP-binding nuclear protein Ran-3-like. Bases 114 to 779 code for a protein of 221 amino acids. Gene Ontology annotation, biological process: ribosomal subunit export from nucleus; protein import into nucleus. NCBI's taxonomy places the organism in Eukaryota, Viridiplantae, Streptophyta, Magnoliopsida, Fagales, Fagaceae. Gene Ontology annotation, molecular function: GTPase activity; GTP binding. The record is from RefSeq and is a predicted model, not a curated record. Gene Ontology annotation, cellular component: nucleus; cytoplasm. The transcript is spliced from 8 exons.
CUCAUUUAAAACACAUCGCCGUCCCCUUCUUCUUCUUCUUCUUCUUCGUCACACUUCUCUGCCUCCCACUCUCAGAUUCUCUCUCUCUCUCUCUCUCAGCCAUUUCACAUCGAAUGGCUCUACCAAACCAACAGACUGUGGAGUACCCAAGCUUCAAGCUUGUCAUCGUCGGUGAUGGAGGCACAGGAAAGACAACUUUUGUGAAGAGACACUUGACCGGAGAGUUCGAGAAGAAAUAUGAACCAACUAUUGGUGUGGAGGUUCAUCCAUUGGACUUCUUCACAAAUUGUGGGAAGAUUCGGUUUUACUGCUGGGACACUGCUGGCCAAGAGAAGUUUGGUGGUCUUAGAGAUGGAUACUACAUUCAUGGGCAGUGUGCAAUUAUAAUGUUUGAUGUUACAGCCCGGUUGACAUACAAGAAUGUUCCUACGUGGCACCGUGAUCUGUGCCGGGUAUGUGAGAAUAUUCCCAUUGUUCUUUGUGGAAACAAGGUAGAUGUGAAGAACAGGCAGGUUAAGGCAAAGCAGGUUACAUUCCACAGGAAGAAGAAUCUGCAGUACUAUGAGAUAUCCGCAAAGAGCAACUACAAUUUUGAGAAACCUUUCCUGUAUCUUGCCAGGAAGCUUGCUGGGGACCCUGCUCUCCACUUUGUGGAGUCUCCUGCUCUUGCUCCUCCUGAAGUACAAAUUGACUUGGCUGCACAGCAACAGCACGAAGCUGAGCUUCAGCAAGCAGCCAGUCAGCCUCUUCCCGAUGAUGAUGAUGAUACAUUCGAGUGAGCUGGAACUGUGCUGGAGGGGCUAUCAGUCCUUUUGUUGUGUUCUUAUAUGCUGCCUUUACUUCCUUAUGCCUUGUUAUGUGGGAUUUUCAACAACAUAUGGCAGGAUAUGCUGAUCAGUUUAAUGGUCGGUUAUUGACCAUAGACCAUAUAUUAGUUAGGAUUUCCUUUUAACUAUUACAGUAUUUUUGUCCAUGGUUAUGAUGUUGUAUGUCUGAUAUUUAUUGCUGGAGUCCCAUGGUGUUUUUGAGAGUUAAAUUAAAACAAUUAUGCGAUCGUUCUGUCUUGUUUAA